AUGCAAACAUUCGAUCGCGUGGGGAAAAAGUCCAAAACGGUUNUGGAGGGUACAAAAUUAUGUUAUGCCACAUUUAAUGACACAGAAGUUGAUAUUACAUCAUAUUCAUGGUAUGGUUCCCAUAAAGAUGUAAAUAUAUAUCCAGAAAUUGUCCAAAUACGAUAUCCAAAGCCAAAUCGAAAAAUUCCAACCAUCAAAUUGCUUGUUGUUGAUCUUACUCCUGGUAAAUUUGUACCUCAGACUAUUCAUCCACCACGAGAAUAUGCUGACAAAGAUUAUUAUGUAACUUCAGUACAGUGGAUUGAUUCUAAUCAGCUAGCAAUUGUUUGGUUGCAGAGACUUCAAAAUUCAUCAAUUAUUAGUAUCUGCUAUGGUGAUAAAGGAUGGAAAUGUGAAAAAAAUUAUCAAGUUAACAGUGACAAGAAUGGUUGGGUUGAAAUGAAUAAUCCUCUUAUUUUUUCUUCAAAUAAACAAAAUUAUUUCAUUUAUCUUCCCAAGUCAGAAGGGUUUUCUGGAAAUUUUAGACAUGUUGCUAUGAUUAAUGUAAAGAACAGUAGUGUGCAAUUUUUGACAAGCGGAAAAUAUGAUGUUGUGCAACUUCUUUCUUAUUAUAAAGCAAACCAAGCUAUGUAA
This is a messenger RNA of Centruroides sculpturatus (bark scorpion), 633 nucleotides long. Its product is annotated as inactive dipeptidyl peptidase 10-like. NCBI's taxonomy places the organism in Eukaryota, Metazoa, Arthropoda, Arachnida, Scorpiones, Buthidae. Gene Ontology annotation, biological process: proteolysis. Bases 1 to 633 code for a protein of 210 amino acids. Gene Ontology annotation, molecular function: dipeptidyl-peptidase activity. The record is from RefSeq and is a predicted model, not a curated record. The transcript has 5 exons.